AUGGAACGAGAUGGAUUAAUCGUCGCGGCCGACCCACCGGCUGCCGUUUGGAGCAGCUGGAUGUUGCUAGACUGCACCGGGGAGGGCACUAUCCUGGAUGUAGACAAAUAUGAUAUCAUGCACCGGGUCCAGAUCCAUGCUCGGGAUCUUCGGAUGCUCGAUCCGUUGCUUUCGUAUCCUUCGACAAUUCUCGGCCGAGAGGGGGCCAUUGUUCUCAAUCUGGAGCAUAUAAAGGCCAUAAUCACUGCAGAAGAGGUUUUGCUUCGAGAUCCAAUGGAAGAUAAUGUGAUUCCGAUUGUUGAGGAAUUUCGCAGGCGUUUACUGCCUGUAAAUUCUGCCAGCCAAGUUCAAGGGGAUGGGAGGGAACACUCAAGCGGACAAAAUGACGUUGAAGCUGGUGAAGAAGAUGAGUCCCCAUUUGAAUUCCGGGCUCUGGAAGUAGCUUUAGAAGCCAUUUGUAGUUUCUUUGAUGCACGUACCACAGAGCUGGUGACUGCUGCUUAUCCAGCUUUAGAUGAGCUGACCUCCAAGAUUCGCAAUUGUAACUUGGAUCAGGUCCGUAAGUUGAAGAAUGCAAUGACAAUGUUGACUGCUUGUGUUCAAAGGGUGAGGGAUGAGCUUGAACAGCUUCUGGAUGAUGAUGAUGAUAUGGCGGAUCUUUACUUAACAAGAAAGUUGGCUGGGGCAUCUUCACAUGUAAGCAGCUCUGGUGUACCCAAUUGGUUCCCUGCCUCUCCAACUAUAGGCUCAAAGAUAUCUAGAGUAAGAAGGGCUAGUGCUGCAACAAUACAUGGAAAUGAGAAUGAUGUUGAGGAGCUUGAGAUGUUACUUGAGGUAAUAAUAGCAUACUUGAUGCAGAUUGAUGGUACAUUGAACAAAUUGACCAAGAGAUGUGGCGAGAGAAAGGAAAAGGUGAACAUAUUCCAUCAACUAACAGAGAAUCGGGUGGGACGGCGGAGGGGGAAUUAUGGGGACUAA
Messenger RNA from Magnolia sinica, 978 nucleotides. RefSeq names its product magnesium transporter MRS2-2-like. Lineage: Eukaryota; Viridiplantae; Streptophyta; Magnoliopsida; Magnoliales; Magnoliaceae. Bases 1 to 978 code for a protein of 325 amino acids. The record is from RefSeq and is a predicted model, not a curated record. Gene Ontology annotation, molecular function: magnesium ion transmembrane transporter activity. Gene Ontology annotation, biological process: magnesium ion transport. The transcript is spliced from 8 exons.